Messenger RNA from Colossoma macropomum (tambaqui), 2075 nucleotides. RefSeq names its product CUB and zona pellucida-like domain-containing protein 1. Lineage: Eukaryota; Metazoa; Chordata; Actinopteri; Characiformes; Serrasalmidae. Bases 637 to 1980 code for a protein of 447 amino acids. The record is from RefSeq and is a predicted model, not a curated record. Gene Ontology annotation, cellular component: cell surface. The transcript is spliced from 14 exons.
UUCUCUGUUUUAGCUCCUCCUUCCUGCAGGUGGAACUGUGGCUAUAACCUCGGCAGCUGUUCCUGCUCCAGCUCCUGUCAGUACAAUGGAAACUGCUGCCAUGACUACUACGAUUACUGCCACACAUACACACCUUCUCCUCCUGAAAGCAUAACAGUUGCUUCCUGCCGGUCGAACUGUGGCUACAACCUCGGCAGCUGUUCCUGCGCCAGCUUCUGUCAAUACUAUGGACGCUGUUGCCAUGACUACUAUGAUUUUUGCCAUGUUACAGCUACAACACCUACUGUGAACCCAACAGUUGGACUACCAUGUGGUGGAGAUCUGACUAACUCAAGUGGAGAAUUCUUCAGCCCCCAGUAUCCUAAUAACUACCCUAAUUAUGCAUAUUGCACAUGGACACUUCUGGCGUCAGAGACACAGGUUGUUAAUUUGACCUUCACGUUUGUUGAUUUGGAGGAAUGUUGCGACUCCAUCAGGGUGUACGACGGUCCCACUGCUGCUUACCCACUGCUGGCGCACUUGCCUCAAGAUAAUAGACAUCACUUCAGCUCCCCCAGGAACUACCUGACCGUAGUGUUCUCAAGUGACCACAAAGGAACUCGGCAAGGCUUUCGGGCACAGUGGGUGUUCUCAGAAAUGCCUUCCUGCAGGGGGAACUGUGGCUAUAGUUUUAGCCCAUGUUCCUGCACCAGCUCCUGUCCGUACUAUGGAAACUGUUGCCAUGACUACUACACGUACUGCUCGGCCACAACUGAACUACCCCCAGUGACUCGGCCCACCUGUGGAGGACACUUCUUUGAUUCUGGGUCAGUCUCCAGCCCUGACUAUCCAAAUAAUUACCCUGACAACGCACAUUGUGUAUGGCAGCUCUCUGCUCCUGCAGGGCAGAGAAUCUUUCUGUCGUUUGUAGAUCUUGAGCUGCAGCACUGCUGUGACUGUGACUAUAUAAACGUGUAUGAUGGCUCCUCUAUCGCCUCCUCACUGCUGGGCAAGCUGUGCUACAAUGACAUCACCCUCCGGGACUUCCGCUCAUCCUCCUCAUACAUGACUGUCCUGUUCAGGAGCGACGGCUCAGGAGUGGCUCGUGGCUUCAUAGGCUUCUUCAGCAGCUCUCUGCCCGAAAAUACAGCUAGAGUGGUCUGUUCCUCAGAGAACAUGACCAUUGUGAUUCAGAGAUCGUACCUGGACUCUCUGGGCAUCGGCUGGCAAAAUCUCUAUGUGGAUGACCAUCGUUGCAGACCCUCUGCCAACCGCUAUGAGGUGUUCUUCAAAUUCCCUAUUGACAUGUGUGGAACCAACAAAACGACCAAGAAUGGACGCGUUGUCUACAGUAACCACGUGCAGGCAGCACAAUCAAAGUCGGGCGAGAUCACACGGCAGGUCGAAGAGUUCCUGCUGAACGUGAAUUGCCACAAGGGGCAGGACACCACAGUGGGGACAGUCUGCAAGACCGAAGUGACGAUCAACAGCACCAUCACUGGCACAGGCCACUUUAAUACCAGCAUGGCCUUCUACCAUUCCAGAAGCUUCUCCUACCCUAUACUCGAAUUUCCCUACAAGGUCAGGCUCGAUCAGUACCUGUACGUUCAGGUGCAGCUCAGCAGAGCAGACAACACCCUGGACCUCCUGGUGGACAGUUGUGUGGCCUCUCCCAACCAUGACUUCCAGGCUCGCUCCUAUACCCUGAUCCAAAACGGCUGUGCGAAGGACAGCACGGUCUACAUUUACACCAACGGGAGGCAGUACUACGCUCAGUUCCAUUUCAGGGCCUUCAAGUUCCUGCGGACUCAUUCCUACGUCUUCCUGCAGUGUAGGGUGAUCGUCUGCGCUGACAGUGACUACAACUCCCGCUGCCGCCAAGGCUGCCGUAUGCGCAAGAAGAGAUCCCUCGACUCCUCCCACCACACUGAAACGGUCACACUGGGGCCAAUCACCCUCAAAGGUGCUGAGUCUGCUACCAAGGCGGAGAAAGAAGAAUGAGCUCACUUUUCUCCAUUUAGAAUCAAUCAAUCUCUUAUCUCUUCUUCAAAUGGAGCAUUUAUUUACUCACUUCUAUUAAAGCAUUCCCAAAAGGC